Molecule: messenger RNA, 2786 nt
Organism: Linum trigynum
Lineage: Eukaryota; Viridiplantae; Streptophyta; Magnoliopsida; Malpighiales; Linaceae
Source: the annotation of a GenBank genome assembly
GCCCCUUAUGGCUUCCCUGGUCACUUCUUUAGAAGGUUUUGGAAUGUUUGUGAGACGAAAUUCUGUGAGGAGAUUCGGGAUUUCUUCAGAAAUGCCAGUAUCACACCAGGGUGGAAUGACACCUUUAUUACUAUUAUCCCAAAGGUGGAGGAACCUGAAAAUCUUGGUCAGUUCAGACCCAUCAGCUGCUGUAACUUCAGGUAUAAGGUGAUUACGAAGAUUAUGGCAACAAGACUCCAGGUUUGGCUGCCUAGUCUGAUUUCUGAGAUGCAGUCAGCUUUCACAGGGGGAAGGCAGAUACAGGAUAAUAUUGUGAUCGUUCAUGAGGUGCUGAAUAAUUUUAAAAAGCACAAAAUUGGGAAGAAAAGGGAUAUGAUGAUUAAGCUGGAUAUGAAGAAAGCAUAUGACCUGGUGGAGUGGAAAUGCCUCCUAAGCCUAUUAAAGGCUUAUGGGUUUGGUGAGAUAUGGUGCUCAUGGAGCAAAGAAUGUAUCUCAACUGUAAGAUUCAAUAUUCUUUUUAACAGAUCACCAACUGAAGGGUUUACUCCAUCCAGGGGCAUCAGACAAGGAGACUCACUGUCACCUCUGCUGUUCAUUCUUAUGACAAAUGCGCUCUCCUUUCUGGUGGAGAAAUCUAUUGAGCUAAAACACUUAAAAGGAUUGAAGCUGAAUCAAAAUUGUCCGAGGCUCACGCAUUGCCUCUUUGCGGUUGAUACUGUUUUCUUUGGAGAGGCAUCACUGAGGGAAGCUGCCAAUCUGAUGAAAGUGAUCAGGGAUUAUGGAGCUUUUACAGGACAGGAGAUUAACACGAACAAAUCCUCAGCCUUCUUCAGCUUCAACGUGAAUGAUGAGGAGCGUCAGUCCAUUAGUGGCUAACUGGGGUUUGAAGAGGAUUUCAUUCAUGAUAAGUACCUUGGGAUCCCGACGGCCUAGGGACGUUCAAGAAAGGAAAUGUUCCAAUUUUUUAUCGAGAAAAUGGAAAAGAAGGGGGAAGGAUGGCAGAGUCUCUUACUCUCACCCGAGGGAAAAUAGGUCUUACUCAAAGCGGUGUUUCAGGCAAUCCCCUCUUACCUGAUGACAGUUUUCCUCUUCCCAAAGACUACUACAAACAGGAUGGAUGGAAUGCUUAGAAGAUUUUUUUGGUCGGGGUCGAUGAGUAAAAAACCAUUCAUUGGAGGGCGAGCAAUGUGCUUUACGCCCCUAAGGAGGAAAGGGGCCUGGGUUUUCGUCCUUUUGCGGUUGUUAAUCUUGCACUCCUCACGAAACAAGCUUGGAGGAUGAUUGAGUCCCAAAAUGCUCUUUGGGUUAAACUACUGAAAGGUCUGUAUUUCCCAAGGGGGAAUUUUCUGAAGGCAAAGAAGGGAAGCAGAGCAUCAUGGAUCUGGGGAAACCUCUGGGAAGCAGGUCAAUGGUUAAGGUUGGGAUUGGUUAAGGUGAUUGGAAAUGGAAAAGAUACUGACAUUUUUACCGAUCCUUGGAUACCUUUGAUCCUGGGUUUCUGUAUUCAAAGUAUGAACCAAGAGGGACGAAAAGUGGAAGAGCUCAUUAACCAGGAUGAGAGAUCAUGGUGUAUUUCAGGGAUGGAGAGAGUGGUUUCUGAUGAGAUAAAAAAUGCAAUGGGAAAGAUUCAUAUAGUAUCCUGGGAUAUGAAUGAUUUCUGGGCUUGGAGAUUCACGAAUAAUGGGGCAUUCUCUGUUAGCUCGGCGUUCCAUGCCUUUCAUAAUCAUAUCCGGCAUGGAAGCUCAGGGUCUUCAGGGAUCUCACAAGCUGAGAAAGAUAAGUGGAAAUGGCUCUGGAGUUUAUCUCUCCCACCAAAGAUCACCUUCUUUAUUUGGAAGGCUUCGAGAGAUGCCCUUGCGACCAAGAAUAACCUGUUCGCCAGACAUUGUGCAGGAUCAAAGGCAUGUUCGCUUUGUGAUCAUGAGGAGGAGUCCAUCUUUCAUGUCAUGUUUGAAUGCCCUCAUGCAAAGGAAACAUGGAGACGUUUGCCCCUUUUCUUCCCCUCCCUCCACAAUCUGUCAAAGUUAACUACUGGUUGUGGGAUGUUGGAGAGGCGUACCCACAGGAAGGACCUCAAACGACUAUCUUUCUCCUAUGGCAUAUCUUGAAAGCGCGCAAUGAGAUGAUAUUCAGAAGCCACUCCCCUUGGCCCCCACGGACCAUCUCCCAGGCUAUGAACAAUUAUCUGUUUUGGAAGAACUGCCCAAGGAAACGAAAUGAUAGCCCUGCUUUGUCUAGUCGACCUACUCCACUUCCUCCUCACCCCCGACCACCGCCAAGAAUUCCUUACGGGGAAAUUCACUAUGAUGGAUCGUUCUUCAACGAUUCCCGGGAGGCGGCAUAUGGGAUUGUUGUCACUAAUUCCCAUGGUGAGGUGUGUGAAGGAAAGGCCGACUCCCUCCUCUGCGAUUCUGCUUUGGAAGCGGAAGCAGUAGCAAUUCAUGAAGGAUGAUUGUUUGCGCUGUCUAACCCCUCCCCUUUCGUGAUCAAAUCUGAAUGCAAGGUAAUGGUGGAUGCGAUUGCUGGACCAAAGCAUAAAUGGCCAUGGAUUGUGGCAGCGCGGAUUGACAGAAUUCGGACUGCACUAUGUAGCCUUCAUGAUGUUAGGGUUGAGUUCGUGAGGCGUGAGCAGAAUGCUUUGGCAGACUGGGUUGCUCGAUCACGGGCAAAGAACCAACUUCCACUGGAUUGGGGUCCUGUCCUGAAAGUAUUACUACCUCUUCUGUAACCUUGGUUGGAUUUUUGGGUAAUGCAGAGACUAAUUGUAAAAAAAAAACAUAGUACAC